GUCGGCGCAUGCGCAGUGUGGCUUCUGCGUCGCUACUUCGUAUCGUGGUGGUAGUAGUGGUUGUUUUUGAUAAUCGCGCGGUUCAACUUGGUCCUUUGUAAAACAAACAAGUCGGUUCACGUUCAAACUUCCGAAUAUUUAACAUUUCUACCUUCGCACACAGCCUACGCGUCGUUCCGCAGAAAGCACCCAAGAUGGAAGCGAAUGGCAGCAGUCAGAAACCCACAGACCUUCAAAAGAAAAUCUACACACAGAUUGAGUAUUACUUUGGGAACCACAACUUGGUGCGAGACAAAUUCAUGCAGGAGCAGUUGAAGCUGGAUGAUGGCUGGAUACCACUUGAGACUCUGGUCAAGUUUAACAGGCUCUCCGCCCUGUCGAAGGACUUUGCGGUGAUAGCGAGCGCGGUGAAACUGUCGCCCAACGACCUCCUGGUGGUUAGCGAAGACGACACGAAGAUCCGUCGUAAGCCAGAGCUGCCCAUCCCAGAAGCCAGUGCCUUCAAGGAGUCAAUCAAGGGCUCCUCCAUCUACGUGAAAGGGUUUCCCUUGGAAGUUGGUCUGGAUGAAAUCAAGGAGUGGUUCGAAAACAGAGCGACCAGCAAAGUAGAAAAUAUUCACCUCAGGAGGAACAUGCAGAAGAAAUUCAAGGGAUCCGUUUUUGCAGUGUUUGACACCGCGGAAAACGCGCAGAAGUUUGUGGACUUACCUGACCACAAGUACAAGGACCUCGAUUUGAUUGUUCUAACCAAGGCAGCGUACUUUGCAAAGAAACAGGACGAGAAGAAGGAGAUGAAACUGCAAAAUAAGCUGUCUAAAGAAAGUGAGACAAAACAAGAUGAUGAAGAAUUUAAAAACCUUAAUUUCCAGGAAGGCUGCCUGCUCAAGUUUUCGGGCGAUUUGGAUUCCUUCACAAGCCGCGAGGAUAUAACGGAAGUUUUCAAAGGCCACGGACAAAUCAAGUGGAUUGACUUUGCACGUGGAGCCAAGGAGGGUUUUGUGCGCUUGACUACGGAUGCACAAGGGGCACUGGAGCGGGCCUCUGCUGCUCAGCUAGCAGUGGAGAAAAAGGGGGAAACCACAGAAAAGUCCAAGGGAGAGGAACCCAAGACAACAGAGAAGGAAGAGGCAAAAGACAAGAGCGGUGAAGUGGUGGAGGCGGCGGCGGCGCCCGCAGCUACAGCUGCGCCUGUAGCUACGGCCGCGGUCCCACUGCGGCUGCGUGGACGUGACGUGACGUGGGAGGUGCUGGAGGGAGAGGCGGCGCGUCAGGUGUGGAUCCGCCUUCUCAAGGAGCAGCAGGAGACCAUGAACAAGCGUCGCGUCACCCGCAGUGGUGGCCGGCGAGGUGGUAACCACGGAGGAAGAGGAGGUGGCGGCAGAGGAGGGCGUGGGGGACGGAGGGACAACAGAGAGUUCCAGGGCAAAAAGACAAAGUUCGAAAGUGACGAUGAAGAUGGUGAUGAUGCAGCAGAGUCGAAGAAGAGACCCUUGGAAAGUGAACCGACUUCGGAGCCGAAAGCAAAGCAAGCAAAGACCGAAUAAAGGAAGUUGCUCUUUCAGCUGUUUAACCAUCACAUCUACUGUCUUCUAAAUGUAUCCCGUUGCAUUUUGAGUUAAGGCAUGGUAUGUAUAUUUAAAAUUGGUUUUAAAUGGUCCACAUUCCGUAAAUUAAGAGAAUGUUAAUCACAUGUUAGAAUUUCUAGAGCAAACAAACGUUUGAGUUUCAUUUGUUUUGUGUUUUUUCUGCAAGACGCUGAAAUGAUCAGGCUUUUUCAGAACCUAAGUUUUAAUUUGCAUUACUUUGUUACAAAAUUAUUGUUUUAGAAGAUUUCAUUGAAAUGUUAUUUAAGAAGUGUCCAUCAAGCUAAUGGUUCUUGUGUUGGUUGAAAGGUGGAAAAUCUAAAAAACGUAAUCACUUUGAGCGAAAAACUCGCUUAAGUCAAUGACGCGUACUGCUGUCAAACACAAAUCUGUAAAAUGUGCUGUUCACAUUGCUUUGAACAUGAUACAAUAAAAGUUAGCCUUUUUUUCUGAA
This is a messenger RNA of Lethenteron reissneri (Far Eastern brook lamprey), 2037 nucleotides long. It is a transcript of the gene SSB, whose product is annotated as small RNA binding exonuclease protection factor La. The record is from RefSeq and is a predicted model, not a curated record. Gene Ontology annotation, cellular component: nucleus; ribonucleoprotein complex; cytosol. Gene Ontology annotation, molecular function: mRNA binding. Gene Ontology annotation, biological process: positive regulation of translation; tRNA processing. Lineage: Eukaryota; Metazoa; Chordata; Hyperoartia; Petromyzontiformes; Petromyzontidae.